CUCUCUUGUGCUUAUACACCACUCUCGUUCUUGUGUUUACUUUACAAUGCUUCGUUCGUGAUAAUAUUUAAUUUGGCCUUGGGGCACGCAUUAUGAAAGGACAGAGCCUGGCGUUCAACAGUAGCAGGCUUGCUGCUGGUCUACAGCACUCCUGUAGCUUGAAAGCAGCUAAAGAGGCGUCUCGAGAAAGUAAAGGCAUCCAAUGUCUAUCGACAGCAUGCCCCCGCCUAAAGAAAGAAGACGGUCCCCAGAAGGUGGACAUGACCGACGUGAAACCAAAAUGGAAUGGAGCAAAGCAUGAUAAAUUCGCAAAUAGGGACUUUUUCUUGUCCAUUCUCGGGUCAACGACGACGAAGCGCGACACUCGAGCUUACGUCAAACACUUCGCUCCUCCGAAAAAAACUUCACAAAAGGCGGAAACGUCUUCGUUGCGGACAACGAAUAAAUUAGCUGGGUCGCCACGGAGCCAUGGAGGUGUGAACCUAGGAAGCUUUUACGGAUCUCGAGCAGUGGAAAAUAGCCCACGAUUCGUGCAGGAACCCUACACCGACUUUACCUCUCGACUACAAAAUGGCCCACAACAUGUUGCAUUGGUCAAGAUCAGAGCACCCUGGGAGAUGAAUGACGAAAAUCUCAAUGGUGUUGCCAGAACUUUAUCACAGCUGGCUAAGCUUGGCAUGAUCAGUGCUGUUGUUGUGGACUGCGGCGUUCCUUCCAAUGGCGAUAAUGGCAGGACUGAUCCCCAGUGGAAGGCCCUCGUCAUGAAACAAGUUGACAGGAUUGUGGAUGCGAUUGAUGCACAAUCAGUGCCAGGUGCACGAAAGGAAGAUAAUAUUAUUGGUGUCAUCGAAAAGGACCUGCCAGACCAGCCUCUAUCGGAAUUUGGUGGGAGGACUCAUAUUCGUUAUCGGAAGCUUCUUAUGACCCCUCUAUUAAGGGGUAUUAUACCUGUCGUUGCAUGCAUAGGAUACACCGAUGUAUCCCAGCAGGCAGUUCCAGUCAAGGCCGAUGAUGUGGUGCUUGCCCUCACCCGCGAAUUCGCUGGCUUCGGGUUUAAUGGGCUUCCCGCCCCGGAUGAAGACCCAAACGAUACAGCAGAGAAGCUAAGAUCGUUACGAAGCCAGGUCUUACUGGACCGUCUCAUUAUCAUUGACCCGCUAGGUGGGAUUCCUAGCUCCCAGCGGUCAAAUGGAUAUCAUGUUUUCCUCAACAUGGAGCAAGAAUACCAGGUGGUGAAGAACGACCUUCUGAGCGCCCACGGACUACAAAGCACACAAAAUUCCACCGAUACCAAAACCUCCCAAAUCACAGACCUGGUAAAAAGUAAUCCCUUUUCCCAAUUUGUCGAAACCGAAUUCGGCGCACCAACACCUUCACCCGAAGCCCUCGCCACCUCAGACCUCUCCCAACGCCUCUCGAGCGCCAGCACCAUCCAUCUAAGCAACCUUGAACUAGUCCGCAAAGUCCUCUCCAUCCUCCCCCCCACCUCCUCCGCCCUCCUUACAACCCCCACCGAAGCCGCCAACUCCGGGAACCGCUCCUCCUCCCCAGCCCUCACAACAGGCGUCGGCACCCGCUCCCACCGCAACCCCCUAAUCCACAACCUCCUCACCGACAAGCCCGUCUUCUCCUCCUCCCUGCCCCCCAGCCGCCUCGGUCCCACGAAGCCAACCUCCACCUCCACCAUCACACCAGCAACGGCUUGCCAUACCACUUUCGCCAAGCGCGGUAUGCCCGUCACCAUCUUCCCCGACCCACGCACACACCCUUGGCGCCCUCCUAGCCCGAACAACCCCGGUCUCAGCCUCAGAGACGCACGCCUCGACCUCCCUCGCCUCGUGCACCUAAUCAACGACUCCUUCGACCGGCAACUCGACGUCCCCGCCUACCUCGCGCGCGUAGACCGACGCAUAGCCGGCGUCAUCAUCGCCGGAGAAUACGAAGGCGGGGCCCUCCUAACAUGGGAGCUCCCCCCCGGAAUCGACCCCAACAGGCCCGAAGCCGAAGGGCGCUGGGUGCCGUACCUCGACAAGCUAGCAGUGUUGAAGCGGAGCCAGGGGAGUGGCGGGGUGGCGGAUGUGGUGUUUAAGGUGAUGGUGAGGGAUUGCUUUCCUGAGGGCCUGUGCUGGCGCAGUCGGUCGAGUAAUCCGGUGAAUAAGUGGUAUUUUGAGAGGAGUCGCGGGACGUGGAGACUGCCAGAGAGUGGGUGGACGAUGUUUUGGACGACGGAGGGGGUGGAGGGGGGCGGGGGGUUGUUUGAGGAUUAUAGGGGGGUUUGUGAGAGUAUACAGCCGACGUGGAUGGAUAAGAAGGGGGUUCUUGAUUAG
Molecule: messenger RNA, 2327 nt
Organism: Pseudogymnoascus destructans
Lineage: Eukaryota; Fungi; Ascomycota; Leotiomycetes; Thelebolales; Thelebolaceae
Gene: ARG2
Product: Amino-acid acetyltransferase, mitochondrial
Exons: 3
Coding region: 93-2327 (744 amino acids)
Biological process (GO): L-arginine biosynthetic process
Cellular component (GO): mitochondrial matrix
Molecular function (GO): arginine binding; L-glutamate N-acetyltransferase activity, acting on acetyl-CoA as donor
Source: RefSeq, a predicted model, not a curated record